Molecule: messenger RNA, 525 nt
Organism: Sander lucioperca (pikeperch)
Lineage: Eukaryota; Metazoa; Chordata; Actinopteri; Perciformes; Percidae
Product: caspase-1-like
Exons: 2
Biological process (GO): proteolysis; regulation of apoptotic process
Molecular function (GO): cysteine-type endopeptidase activity
Source: RefSeq, a predicted model, not a curated record
AUUCGACCUGGAGUUUGGACCAAACACCACCCAACGUUUGAGAUCCGCCUUCCUAUAAACACACCAGAAGUGACUUUAAGAGUCCAAGACGAAGGCCAGAGCGUCUGGGAGCACGACGUGGAACUGAUUGGUCCAGCAGAGGUCAAUCCACAGAGGGAUGUCUCAGAGGACGGCGUCCUAGCUGAGGACAGUGACCCGCCAGAAGACAAGCUGUUGCUAGUUCGCUCACAGUUUAUAAUCCGAGUGUCUGAUCCAGUUCUGAACCAGCUUCUGGAUAAUCUCCUUGAGCAUCGUGUUAUAACUGAUGAGGAAAUGCAGUCAGUCAGAACACGAGGCAGAGCAGACAAAGCCAGAGACCUGAUGGACUCGGUGAGAAGAAAAGGACGAGCAGCCAGCUCAGUUCUGAUCUCUGCUCUCUGUGAGCUGGAUCCAGUCCUUUCCAGAGAGCUGAGAUUAAUCUGAAGAAAUCAGAAUCACAACGGAGAUUAUUGCCACAGUAGGGCUACGUUUAAAUUACGCUCCAUC